CAGUGUCACCAACAUUGCACAUUUUACCUUAUUGACCUCGGUUGGAUGAUGUGAUAAUGGCAGUACUUAGUAGAGGAUAUGCUGUAGUAGCGUGGAAUUGGGGGGUGUUACUUCAACAAAGACGGAAUAUUAUGUCAUCCAUCUUUCGGGCAGAAAAAGCGAUAGAAGACUUGCAAAAUAAUCCAUACUACGAGAAAUACUGCAGGAAGAUAACAGCAUUUCAGAAUACAUCUCCAGGAGAAUUUAUGACCCGGCUGAGAGAACAUAAGGAACAAAAUACUACAAUUAAACAAGCAUAUGGCGAAGAAAGAGAGUUUUCAUCAUUAUUACAUCCCAAAGAAGACAUUGCAAAAUGCCACUCUCCUACAUUCACAAAACAAAAGGUACUGAAUGAUGUUAUGAAAAUGGAACUAGUUGCAGAUAAGAAGUGUGAAGAAAUAAAACAGAUCUGGGAAGAAUAUCACAAACAAAAGGAAGUCAUUGCAGCAGCAGUACCCAGCAUAGUGUACGAUACCAUAAAUUUAAGAAGCCAGCAAUUUCCAGUAUUUGUAUUUCCACUUCCACGAGACAGAGGAUAUGAGUUCAUCUUAUGUCAGUUUUCUGGCCAUGAAGCUCAUUUUACACCUCUUAUUAAUUAUCAGGCUCAUAAGGAAAAUGCCCCAGAGUGCUUGACUAUGACUCAUUAUACUGACUUAAAAGAGAAGGGACUAGUGCUGAUGCGUGGAGAAUACAAUAAGGAUAUUCUUAAUGGAACAGAGGCCCAGUGUUUAGCAAACCAACUGCAGCUGUACUAUGGCCAAGAUAAUGCAAAGAGAUUGAAGCUUUUAGAACGAUUCACUUAUACACCACAGGAAUUCAAGCAUAUGGAUCUCAUAGCCGAACUUGAGUGUCUGUCUCUAUAAAUAAUGUGUUCUAGAUUUCCUCAUGUUUCAUAUUUGAUGGGUUUAGAGCAUUAUAUGUAGUUUUAGACAGUGAGAGUUACUGGUUAAUAAAUAGUUUACAUUUAAACAAAGUUUUAAAGUUUCUGAUGAUGGUAGCAUUACGAUCUAUAAAAGUGGUAUUUUGGACAUGUCCUUUUGUCCAUAUCUGAGGGCAGCUCAACCAGCAGGCCCAACAUUAGGGUCUCUGUCUUUACAUGAAGACAAAAGAAGAUCCAGCUUCCAAAAUGUAAUUUAUUGAAAAAGUCCAAAAUACCACUUUACAGAUUAGUUUACAUUUCUCUCAAUACGUCUUGACUUUUAUGAGACCAAAAUAUUUGUUUCUGCCAUAAACUCUAAACUUCCUGAAUAAAAAAAGUUGUCAGUUAAUCUGUGAAUAAAAAGUGAACAAUGACUUUUCUUUUCCAUCAUGUCACAUCACCUCACAUGAUAAAAUAUAAUUCUGAAGGAAAAGGCUACAAAAUUAGACCCACAAAGUCAUAAAAGAAAAUGUACUCAUUCUGUAGAAAGAGCAAGA
Zootermopsis nevadensis is the source of this 1455-nucleotide messenger RNA. RefSeq names its product ATP synthase mitochondrial F1 complex assembly factor 1. Gene Ontology annotation, cellular component: mitochondrion. NCBI's taxonomy places the organism in Eukaryota, Metazoa, Arthropoda, Insecta, Blattodea, Termopsidae. The record is from RefSeq and is a predicted model, not a curated record. Gene Ontology annotation, biological process: mitochondrial proton-transporting ATP synthase complex assembly.